This is a messenger RNA of Rotaria sp. Silwood1, 4587 nucleotides long. Lineage: Eukaryota; Metazoa; Rotifera; Eurotatoria; Philodinida; Philodinidae. The record is from the annotation of a GenBank genome assembly.
AUGAAUGAAUGGCCAUCACAAUGGAAUAUACAAAAAAGUAGUCUUAAUCAAAAGUUUACUUUUGCUGAACUCGCUGAUCAAAGUAUUACAAGUGAACAAUUAUAUAUUUGGUCGGCACCGCUGGAUAUAAUCGAACGUUAUCAAUUGUAUUUAAAUCAACGUUCAAUUUCAAAAACAUCAUCAUCAUUAAUAGCAAUGAAGUUAUUCUAUAAUUGUACACUACCAAGAUUUGGACCAUUGUGUCAAUAUUCAUUGGAUAGUUAUGAAUUUCGUCAUUCAUCGUUAAAUGAAAUUAUUUAUGAAUUUUAUCAACAUACAUAUGAACCAACAGAAUUAACAUGUUAUAUUCAUUUAGAAUGUAAUCGUGGUUCAGCAUCGCUAUGUCUUGAUUGGACUGAAAUAUGUGAUGGAAUCGUUGAUUGUCAGAAUGGAAUCGAUGAAGAAUCUUGUUGGCUAUUUGAAAUCAAUGAAUGCAAUGACGAUGAGUAUCGAUGUUAUAAUGGACAAUGUAUACAGAAGGCUUUUUGGAGCGAUGGUGGUAAUACUUUUGAAUGUCUUGAUCGAUCAGAUGAGAUUUUAGAUGCAAAACUCUAUGAUAGUAUUAGCGGUGAGCCAACAUUUUUAACAGAAGAUAUUACAUGUCCCCACCGUGAUCGCUUUACUGAAGCGAAAUUAACAAGCUCCUGUGUUCAAGCGCGUAGCAACUUAUUAGAACGAUUGAUAUUUUCUGAUAAACCAAAUGCAGUAUCUAGUAAGUGUUAUUUAGCAGUCAAGUGUCGUUUAGGUGUUCCAAAUCAAUGGAAUCCACAAUGUCAUGACCUUUGUCUCAAUGGAAUAUGUACAGAGCUUAUCAAUGCAACUUGUCCCGAUUUGAUAAAUGUACCUGCCGGACCGGUCAUUUUUGGUCAUGUUUACUUUGUCUACACUAAACAAAAGCUUAUUAGUUUAUCAGCAAUACCACCGCCUCCUCAGUUUAUAUGUUAUAAUGAUCAAUUAUGCUCUGGAUUCUACCCAAAUAGAACAAUAUGGCUACUCAAUAAUACUGCAUGCCGUCGACCUGAAGAUUUUCCACUUUCUUUUCGUUUGCACGGAGCUGGAAGAGGUAGAUGGAUGGUUACAUAUGUUGCACCUCUAUACGAAGAGCUGUCACAAUGCAACACAAUUAUACGUAAUAAUUCUAUAAUUUGUAAUAAUCCAAACAUGUAUCAAUGCUUAAAUUCUUCCAAAUGUAUUUUAGCGAAUCGUGUUUGUGACAAUAGAAAUGAUUGUGAUUUUAAAGAUGAUGAAAAAAAAUGCUCUUUACAAAAAGAUUCUUGUUUUAUAUACCGAUUUCUCCAGACCUUCUACUGUAAAACAAACAAGAAAUGUAUACCUCUAUUAUUUGUCGAAAAUGGUGAGUGUGAAUGUGGAACGAAUGAAUAUGAUUUAUGUGAGGAUGAAAAUAUGCAUCUUCACUCGAUUAGAUAUCAUAUUUCAUUUCCAACUAUUUGUGAUGGUUUUACAGAAUUAAUACCUGUUAACAUUGAUGGAAAAAAUGAAACAGAUGAAACAGAAUGUGAAUAUUGGCAAUGUAAUAAUACUUAUACACGUUGUAAUGGUUUUUGGAAUUGCUUUGAUGGAGCUGAUGAAAUUGAUUGUGAACCAGCAAUACCAUCAUUGGAAUGUCCACUUCAUCAUCACAUAUGUGUCUCUCCUGAGACAAACCAAUUCAUGUGUUUGCCUCUUGAGAAAGCUAAUGACGGUCAUAUUGAUUGUCUUGGUGCUACUGAUGAACCAAAAUUAUGUCGAGCCAUUGAUUAUCAACUGAAUAAUAAAAAUUUUCACUGCAUGACCUAUAUGAAUGAUUCUUGUAUCGAUACCAGCAAUUUAUGUUAUUCUAGUAAUUGUGACAACAAAGCCGAUGUACAAGUGUGUGACAUCUCUAAGAAUCGUACUGUUGACGAUAGUAUUUGCCACGGAAAUUUUGACUUGAUUCGUUCUGAUAUUGAAAAUUUUUUUUGUACACGUCAAAUCGAUACUAAUAAACCACAAAUUGUGCAUUUUGGAUUUGAUCAACUUAAGGACUCAACUAUAUACACAACAAAACAGAAGCCAAAACUAAUAAUACCAUAUUCCUCUAUUACACAAACGACGCUUUAUCAUGAACAAACAUGCCAUCGUGGUGUUCCUUUACGAGUUUGGUUACAUGAAGAAAACAAUGUAACUACAAUAACAUGCUUAUGUCCACCCAGUUUUUAUGGAAACAUGUGUCAAUAUCAGAAUCAACGAGUCAGUCUUACCAUGCAAUUUCAAACAAGUUCUGAUUCUCGAAGAACAUUAUUUGCUAUUGUUGUCUCACUUGUUGAUGAUAGUGAUGAGCAAAUCAUUCAUUCAUAUCAACAAUUUACUUAUUUGUAUAUUUAUCAUUGUUCAAUCAAGUUCAAUACUUAUUUAUUGUAUGCAACUCGACCAAAAAAUCAGACAAAACAAUAUUCACUUCGUAUUGAUAUCUAUGAAAAAGUUUCACUCAUGUAUCGAACAAGUUUAUUAAUAUUACUUAACUUUACUUUUUUACCUGUACAUCGUAUUGCUCUUCAAAUAAAUAUUCCAUAUACGAGUCAUGAAGUACAAAGCUGUUCCAAUCGGCAAUGUGUUCAUGGUAAAUGUAUUCAAUAUUCGAAUGAUCCAAAAGGCAUCACGUUUUGUAAAUGUGAUCAAGGAUGGUCAGGUCAAUCUUGUACUAUUCCAUAUAAGUGUACAUGUUCGUCUGACUCUUUAUGUAUUGGUAUUCUGGCAAACAAGCGCUCAUUAUGUGUUUGUUCAAUAAAUAAAUGGGGUUCCCAAUGUUUUCUUCGAGAUUUAAUUUGUCAACCUAAUCAAAAUUAUACCUGUUAUAAUGGUGGUCAAUGUGUCCACAUUGAUAAAAGCAUAAUACCUAACAAGCAAUUCAUGUGUAUUUGUGCAAAAGGUUUCAGUGGAAGAAGAUGUGAAAUAAUUGAUAAUAAAAUUAUGGUAUCAUUUCAUAAAAGUAUUGUCUUAUCACAAUCAAUACUCGUUCAUUUUAUUGAAAUAAUUGACAAUGCUCCACCAGAAAGCGGUUCUACAUUCAAAACGAUUCCUGCCAAUCAAAAUUCAGUCACUAUUUAUUGGUCACAUCCAUUUCACAUUGUUUUUGUAAAACUUUUUGAUAUAAAUUAUUAUUUAAUUACUGUUCAAAAGACAUACAAUCGAUCAGACACAAUUUCUACAACAAUUAAUUCAUCAGAUCGCUGUAAAUAUAUAAGUGAAAUAUUGAAUAAGACUAUUGUUGAAUUUCAUCUUCUUCGUCGUAUUAAAUACUAUCAUUUAGCAUGUCAACAACAUUCAUCACUAUUAUCUUGUUUUUAUGAUAAUGAUUAUUUUUGUUUAUGUAAUAAUUAUGGACAACAGCGUUUAGCCAAUUGUUUCGAAUUUAAUCAUUCAAAAAAAUUCGAUUGUUUUGGUCAAAGCAAUUGUGAAAAUGGAGCACAAUGUUUACAAGAUAGACGUACUUGUUCACAAACAUCAGUAUGUGCUUGUCUAACCUGUUUUUAUGGAAAACGUUGUCAAUUUAGUUCAAGUGGAUUGAGUCUUUCACUUGAUGCUAUUUUAGGUUACCAUAUUCAGCCACAUAUCAAAAUACAACAUCAACCUUUUGUUGUACAAAUAUGUAUAAUAAUCACCAUAGUUAUGAUGAUCGUAGGAUUCAUCAAUAGUAACCUAUCCUUAAUUACAUUUAAUAAUAGUGAAUCACGUAAACUUGGCUGUGGUAUUUAUCUGCUAGGAUCAUCGAUUACCAGUGUAAUCAUAAUGAUCAUGUUUGCAUUGAAAUUUUGGAUACUUAUUAUUGCACAAAUCACAUCUAUUUCGAAUCGUGUAUUUCUACGAUAUCAAUGUAUUUCAGUAGAUUUUCUGCUACGAAUUAGUAUUAAUGUAGAUCAAUGGUUGAUUGCAUGUGUUGCCAUAGAAAGAACAAUAAUCACAGUAAAUGCAACCAGUUUUGAUAAGAACAAGAGCAAACGAAUGGCAAAAUAUAUUAUUCUUAUUCUUCUAUUUUUGAAUAUUACUACAACUAUUCAGGAUCCUAUUCAUCGACGUUUGAUAGAUGAUGAUAAUGAUGAUGAUGAUAACGAGAAACGAAUUUGGUGUAUUGUUACUUAUUCAUCUAGUCUUCAAAUGUUCAAUACAUUCAUGAAUAUAUUUCAUUUUUUAAUUCCAUUUUUUAUUAAUUUGAUUUCAGCAUUAAGCAUUAUUAUAUUAACUACUCGACAACGACAAACUCUUGAACGUCAUCGACGUUAUCAAACACUAUUAUGUGAACAAUUAAAACAACACAAUCAUUUAUUGAUUGCGCCAAUUGUUUUAGUCAUUCUAGCUACGCCACGUUUGAUCAUUUCCUUCAUGUUAGGCUGUAUGAAAUCCGUUGAUGACCCAUGGAUGUAUCUUGUAGGAUAUUUUAUUUCAUUUAUUCCAUCGAUGCUUACUUUCGUCGUAUUUAUUCUUCCAUCGACAUCGUACAAACAAGCAUUUUGGAAGAGUCUAGAAUGUUAUAAAACAAGAAUAAAAAAACGAUUCUGUUUGGUUUUAUAG